AUGCCGUCUCACGAGUGGAAGAAUAUGGCGAUCGUGUUUGUGAUCGUGGUGGUGCUGAUUGUCAUUAUAGCGUUCUGGAUGAGCAGUAACAAUAACAGCGGAGGCGGCGGUAACAGCUUCGGUAACAGUGGUAACGGCAGUAGCAGUGGUCAGAACGGGAGUUUCGGUAGUUCCAGCAGUGGCGGUGGCGGAACGGGUGGUGGCUCGAACAAUGGAAAUCGCGACAAUAACUCACCACCUCCCGGUGGAAACACUGGCGGCGGUGGUAACGCGGCCGCCGCCGCUACCGCACCGUACUCCUACUGA
This is a messenger RNA of Harpegnathos saltator (Jerdon's jumping ant), 306 nucleotides long. RefSeq names its product putative glycine-rich cell wall structural protein 1. The coding region runs from base 1 to 306 and encodes 101 amino acids. Lineage: Eukaryota; Metazoa; Arthropoda; Insecta; Hymenoptera; Formicidae. The record is from RefSeq and is a predicted model, not a curated record. The transcript has a single exon.